AUGGAAUACCUAGCAAUUAUAACUUUAUUAUUUUUAAUAGUAGGUGCAUCCUUAUACUUAUUAGUAUGUGUAGAUCCCAACUCAUAAGGAUUAUUAGGUAAAAUGAAUAGAUUUGUAUUUAACACAAUUCCAAUGAUAAUCAAGUAAAGAAUAAAGUAUAAUGAUUAGAAAAAUAUUGGGAGAGCGUAUAUUCAGAGUAUUUAAAAGAGGAAUAGAUUAUUUCUUCUAUUCAAAUCAUCCAUUAGUUUAAAUAUUUUAUGUAUUGGUUGCAGUAGGAGGAUAUUUGGUUUAUUUAUAUUUUGGAUUUCUUGAACUAUUUGAAAAUAAUCCUUUUGUAUCUCAUUUGGAUACAGCAAUAGGAUCAACAAUGGCACUUUUUUGUUUCUAUUCUUUUUUUUAAGCAUGUCGAUAUAGACCAGGGAUAAUAAAUAAGGAGAAUAAUAAAGUUUAUGUGAAUGAAUUCAAGGAGUAUUAUGAUAAUGUAGUAUACACUAAAGAUAAUGAAUGCAAAACAUGUAAUAUAAUUAAGCCAGCAAGAAGCAAACAUUGUAGAGUAUGCAAUGUAUGUGUAAGUAGAUUUGAUCAUCAUUGUGUUUGGAUUAGAUAAUGUGUUGGAUAGAAGAAUUAUAAAUACUUUGUCAAAUUCAUCAUUACACAUGCUAUACUAUGUGAUUAUGGAGCUUNA
Messenger RNA from Paramecium primaurelia, 685 nucleotides. Lineage: Eukaryota; Ciliophora; Oligohymenophorea; Peniculida; Parameciidae. The record is from the annotation of a GenBank genome assembly.